This is a messenger RNA of Anopheles darlingi, 3317 nucleotides long. RefSeq names its product DNA repair protein complementing XP-C cells homolog (gene Xpc). Gene Ontology annotation, cellular component: XPC complex; nucleus; cytoplasm. The transcript is spliced from 4 exons. The record is from RefSeq and is a predicted model, not a curated record. Gene Ontology annotation, biological process: nucleotide-excision repair; mismatch repair. NCBI's taxonomy places the organism in Eukaryota, Metazoa, Arthropoda, Insecta, Diptera, Culicidae. Bases 138 to 3272 code for a protein of 1044 amino acids. Gene Ontology annotation, molecular function: single-stranded DNA binding; damaged DNA binding.
CGUGUUUCAUUCGUGUUUGGUCCUUGUGGUAAUUAUUGUGGUUUAAUUAAAAUACUUUUUGUAGAAAAGUAAUUUGCGUAAAUACGAGCAUUGUCGCUGAUUUGUAAAAACCAACAAAAAAAUCUAAACGGAAAUUCAUGUCGGAAAGCGAGGAAGAAGAUACCGGUGGCGAUUUUUCGGCCAGCGAAGACGAGUGGUUGCCGGAAAAAUCGGCUGGCGGCAAGAAAAUAAUCCACGGAUCCUCGACAGCAGCACCAGGAAACAGUGAUGACUCCGAUACCGAGAGUGAGGAUUCUCUGCCCGAGAAUCCUUUUCCUAAAAAGCACCAAACAAAACGCCCCAUGGCGGCUUCCACGAGACGCAAAAGCGCUGGAAUCGCUGGAGCCAAAAAUCUCAAUACCUCGCAGACAAACAAUCCUGCAUCGAAACGCUCGGUAACCAAGCAACCGGGAGAUGAAUCCGACAGCAGUGGCGAUGAGUACCUGGUCGAUCCGACAAAGCUUGAUUUUAAUUCGAAAUUUUUCGAUAAAUUGGCACCAGUCCCAACAUAUGCGCCCAAUCAGGCAACGGCUCCACAGUUUGCCGGGACCAUUGGGCAUUUAUCGGACAGUUCCGAGGCCGAAUGUGAUGAUUCGACGGAUGAGCCACGUAAAACGGAUCAUCCGCCAUCUAACGACGAAAGGCAAGGCGGCAAACAACUGAUUGCCAAAAUCAAUGAAAUGUCGCAGGCGUAUGCGAAUUUUCAGGAUUUUACAAACACACUAGAAAUGGCCAAAAACCACCUAAAAUCCGUAACGAGUCAAGCGAAUCAGAGGCAAUCGACUGAUCAAGGAUCAAGUGGUUCAGCUAUCGAUGUCUCCAACUUGCUGGCGUUAGGUGAAGCGAAUGUUAAUGUUGAAGAGGUGAACCAAACGACGACAGCAGGCAAACGGAAGAAAGCUCCAACGAAAGGAAAAAAUAGUAAAAAACCGGUGGAAUCGGAUUCCGAUUGGGAGGAGGUAGAGGAGCAAGAUCAGCCAAGUACAUCAUUGGCCACUCCACAAUCGGUGCAGAUUACAGUCGCUCCGGAAGCGAGAGCCGCGCAACGGAAGCGUAAAUGCACCGAAGUAGAUGUAGAUGCUUGCAUCAAACGUAUGAUCAAUCGUGAGAAACGCGACGCCCAACUUGUGCUGCACAAAAUGACGAUUAUCAUGGGUGUUGCGCACGGUAACUACACGAACAGUGUGCUAAACGAUCCAUCGCUAUUAGCGAUCGGAAACGUGCUAAUGCCAUCGGAACGCUGCUAUCCAAAGGGUCCAACGGAUAUAAAUUAUCUACAGCAAAUUUUGGCGUUCUUUCGGGAGAUUAUUACACUCAAAGGUACGCGAUCAUUCAGCCGGCCGUGGAAGCGUCUUUCAUUAUCGCAAACGCUCCGUUUGCAACUCCUCUCACAAAUGGCCAACUGUAAGCGAGAUUACGUGCUGAUGUUCAUCAUACUGCUUCGAUCGAUUGGCAUUCACUGUAGGAUGGUAGUGUCACUGCAGGUGGCACCAAAGAACGUUCCCAAUGCGGAGUUAUUGAAAGUUUCGACGGCUAAUGGAGGCAAGAAGGUGAAGGUAUCGGAAAAAACAAAGGAUACCAUCGCAAAAGAACACGAUUAUGAACCAGCAAAUAAAUCCACCUCAAGUCGUAAGCGUAAAGCAACCGCAGUGACUAUACAACAGCUCGACGGGGCCGAUGAAGUAUCGACGAGAGGCAAGCAAUCAAACUCCAAAGGACGUUCUAAACAGCAACCUCGUGAACGUCAAAAGGAGGCUGUUACCAUUUCAACUGAGAUAGGAAUUUCACCAAGAAAAACACGUGGUCAACGUUUGGAAGAAAAACAACGUCAGCAGGAUCCUUCCAAAGAUACCAAAACGGCAAAGGUACCUUCUAAGCCAUCGAUAGCUGCACCAACACGAUCAAUACAAGUCAGCGAACCCUCCAGCUCAAAGAUGGUGCGAAGAGAUUACCCAAAAACCCCGACCAAUCGAUCACUAAGCAUUGAACCAUCGACAAGUAGUGCGAAAGUUAACCGUUCUCCUUCCGUGAAGGAAGAGAAACAGUCACAGUCCAUUCCCCAGCCUUCACAUGGCGCUAAAAUUGUAAAGAUUGAACGGUUCAGCGCUAAAACGAGACGCGCACUCGACCGUCGUGUUUUGUCUACGGAUGACGAGCAUACGCCGGGACCAUCGGGCACGAACAAAAAGGGAUCGAAAGCAGUCAACACGUGGGUUGAGGCUUAUGCAGAGAAGGAAAAACGUUGGAUUCCAUUUGAUGUACUGUGCGGUGCAUUGCCGUGCACGAAACACAUCCCUCAAGAGGAUUCCUCGGAACCCAUGCUAUACGUUUUUGCCUGGAAUAAUGAUGGGUCCAUUAAGGAUGUGUCCGCCCGAUACUUGUCCAAGUUAAUGAGCAUUCAGCAGAAGUUGCGCAUAAUGCAACAAUGGAUCGAUGAUACGUUGCUACAGUUUCGUCCCGAACGUACUGCACGCGAUAUUGCUGAGGAUCACCAACUGGACAGUAUUCUUGAGGCACGGCCACUACCGAAAACGAUUGCGGAGUAUAAAUGCCACCCGUACUUCGCUCUCAAGCGUCACCUGCUUAAGUUCGAAGCCAUCUAUCCACCCGAUGCUCCUACUCUCGGUUUCACGUCGAACAAGGAACCAGUGUAUGCGCGAGAGUGCGUGCAUACGCUGCACUCGAGGGAAAUCUGGCUCAAACAGGCGCGCACUGUGAAGCUGUAUGAAACGCCAUACAAAAUCGUAGCGGGUCGCCCCAAGUACGAUAGGUCCUCUGGCCAGAUGCUUCCUUCGCAACCGGUGGAACUGUUUGGUAUGUGGCAGACAGAAGAAUAUGACCCACCGACGGCAGAAGACGGCAUUGUGCCUCGGAACGCGUAUGGUAACGUGGAGCUGUUUAAACCGUGUAUGCUGCCAAAGAAAACGGUACACCUGCGAUUACCCGCUUUGAAUCGGAUUUGCAAAAAACUACGUAUCGACUGCGCACAGGCGGUCACUGGAUUCGACUUUCACGGUGGCAGCAGUCAUCCGGUGUACGAUGGGUUUGUCGUUUGCGAAGAAUACCGCGAUCUGGUCGUGGAUGCAUGGCAUGAGGAGCAGGCAGCCGAAGAGCAGAGGGCCCGCGACAAGUAUGAAAAGCGCGUGUACGGAAAUUGGAAGCGAUUGAUUAAGGGUCUGCUGAUACGCCAGAAAUUACAACACAAGUACAAUUUUGAUAACCUUAGCACGUAGAACGGUGCAACGGGACGAUGCAGCGUGUUUUCAUCAAAAGUAUUU